GAGAUUAUUCAAACAGCAUCUAAAAAAAGCUCUCCACCCAAUGCUUCACUCACAGAGUGGAAGUGAACAGCACUUGGUGUGGAGAGUUGAGAAGCCUGUUGCGUGCCAUGACUGCGUUUUACCGGAUACUUCUCCUGUUAUCUGUGGCCGUGGCCUCUGCAGCGGCACGCAGGUCCCAUCGGACGAAAAGAGGGCUGCUCGAGCUGGCGGGGGCCAUCAAGUGCAGCACGGGGAGAUCUGCCCUGGCGUAUAUGGUGUACGGAUGCUACUGUGGACUGGGUGGUCAAGGCUGGCCCAGGGACAAGGCAGACUGGUGUUGCCACAGGCAUGACUGCUGUUACGGAGAUGCAGAACGUCUUGGAUGCCAAACCAAAACAGACCAGUAUAAGUGGACCUGUGAGGACAAGAAAGCUGAGUGCGAUGAUUUGAAGGACAAGUGUGAAAAGCUGCUGUGCAAGUGUGACAGAGACGCCGCCAAAUGUUUGAGAAAAGCACCUUUUAUCCGGAGAUAUGCCCUAUGGCCCGAUUUUCUAUGCGGCUACGAUCACCCGAUGUGUAAUAUUUACUGACGCAAUAAAUGCAUCUACAUGUCCUGUGUGCCUUUUUGUAAAUACAAGAAUGGAUUUUAAUUGAUCAUUACCAGGCUUUUUUAAACUAGUGUUAUGUUUUCAAAUGUUGUUUUAAUAAAAGACAAAACCACUA
Lates calcarifer (barramundi perch) is the source of this 702-nucleotide messenger RNA. RefSeq names its product phospholipase A2 group X (gene pla2g10). Lineage: Eukaryota; Metazoa; Chordata; Actinopteri; Centropomidae. Gene Ontology annotation, molecular function: calcium ion binding; phospholipid binding. The record is from RefSeq and is a predicted model, not a curated record. Bases 108 to 569 code for a protein of 153 amino acids. Gene Ontology annotation, biological process: lipid catabolic process; arachidonate secretion; phospholipid metabolic process. The transcript has 4 exons.